Molecule: messenger RNA, 2862 nt
Organism: Peniophora sp. CBMAI 1063
Lineage: Eukaryota; Fungi; Basidiomycota; Agaricomycetes; Russulales; Peniophoraceae
Source: the annotation of a GenBank genome assembly
AUGCCUGCAGAGCGCGCGGGCUAUACCGCGACGGUCUUCUGCGUAGAUGUCUGCCCAUCCAUGGGCCAGAUGCGCAUCGCCGAGCUUCCGGAGGACCACAAUGGCGAGGUCAAGUCAAUCGAGAUGACACAUCUCGAAUGGGCGCUCCAGUUCGUCAAACUCAAGAUGCAAGAGAAUAUAUACAACGGCCGCAAGACGGACCAAUGCGGUGUCAUUCUCUUCGGCUCCGAUCAGACAAAUAACAUGGUGCACACGCAGAGUGGAGGCUACGAGAACGUCGAAGAGUUUAUACCCAUUGGAACGGCCAGCGCCGCGACGCUCGCGAAGCUGGACACCCUAAUACCGAGUUCGUCAUUCGGAGACCCCAUUGACGCGAUUAUCGUAGCCCUCGAGACCCAACAACGCUACCUCGCCAACAAACGCACUUGGACGCGCAAACUAGUCGUGCUGACCGACGGCGAGAGCCCGAUCGAGCUCGAAGACUGGGAUUCGGUUGUAAGGAAGAUUGAGGAGUAUGGCGUGGACGUCACCGUAGUUGGUGUCGACUUCAACGACGAAGAAACGGGGUUCAAGGAAGAAGUCAAGUCGAAGCAUAAGGAAGAGAACGAGCUCUUCUACAACGACUUCAUCGCCGCAAUCAACGAAACAGGCCGCCAAGGCGUCCUCGGGAAUCUCUCCCACGCCCUCGACGAGCUAGCCAAACCGGAGCUCAAACAGACGAAGAGCAUGCUACAGGGCAACAUCCUCCGCAUCGGCUUGCCCGCGCUCGAUCCCGAACACUCACUCGAGAUCCACGUUAAGCUCAGUAAAGCAACAGCCCUCGCCCGUCCCAAGAGCUGGAAACGGUUCAGCCCGCGCAACAAGAGGGGCGAGGACGAAGACGAGUCGCAGAAUCAAGACCCAAGCAACAGUCAAUCGUCUUCUAAGAAGCAUAUCCUUCCUCCCACUUCCUCUCGCUCAGCGAAAUCCAAGACGCCAGAACCACCUGUCCAACCCAAGCCCAAGGUCGAAGUCGAAGGCUCGGAUACUGAACCUGAGUCGGACGAGGAGCCGCCGGUGAAGCGCGAGCCUGUUUCUUCGCCUGCUAAAGCUGGAGUUAAGCCUGAGUCGAAAGCGAAGGGCGGGGCGGUCAAGAAGGAGGAAGAGGAUGAGGAGGCUGGGGAUGAGGAUGAGAUCGAUGUAUGGGCUGAGCUCCGACCGCGAACGGCAUAUUUCACAUGGAAAGAGGACGUGUUGGCUAGGAAGGCCGAGGAGGCUAUCAAGGCGAACAAACCGGUCCUCACCAAAGCCCAAAUGAAAGCCCCAGGCGUAUUCGACGCCAGCACAGUUACCAACAUUGAGAAAGAAGAGCUCGUACGCGGGUUCCGGUACGGCGCUUCGUACGUCCCUUGUCCGGCCGGACAGUUCGAGAGGCUGCCUACAACGAAGGGGUUGGAGAUAUGUGCUUUCUUUGAGACGAAGAACUUCAGGAGAGAGCACUCAAUGGGCGAAGUCUCGUACGUCUGGGCCGACCCGAACAGUCCGGCUGAGCAAGUUGCGCUCAGCGCGCUCGUACGCGCGAUGGAUUCUUGCACUGAGGACAAGUCGAAGAUCAAAGACAAUGACAUUGACGAGGAGACGGGCAAGAAGCGCAAGCCGAAGAAACUCCGGUACUGUGCCAUCGCGCGUCUCGUUACAGCCGACGGACGUGAUCCACGUAUGGGCGUGCUAUGGCCAUUGCGCUUCGCGGAGGUCGACUGUCUGCUGUGGGCUCCGAUGCCCUUCGCAGACGACGUGCGCAAGUACGCCUUCAGCCCGCUACAACAUCUGCUCAAUCGUAAAGGCGAGCAUAUCACCGAACACCCGUUCAUCCCGACGGACGAGCAGCAAGAUGCGAUGGAUGCGUUCGUUGACGCUAUGGACCUUGGCGAUGCGGGUCCUAAGAAUGAACUCGGCGAACGCGAACCCUGGUACGACCCCUCAUCCUCCUACAACCCCGCCAUCCACCGAACCAAACAAGCCCUCUUCCACGCCGCAGUCGUCUCGGACCUCACCAUCUCACCGAUCCCACCUCCGCACCCCGAGCUCACGAAGUACUUCGACCCGCCGCGCCGCGCUCUGAAGCGUGCCAGAGAGCCGCUCGAAGAGCUCAAGAAGGCUAUGGACGUGAAAGAGGUACCGAAGAAAGCGCGGAAAGCGAGGAAAGACGAGCAUGUGCACGCCAACGCAGAUGAGGAGGACGAAGAGCUACUCAUCGCGAACGCGCCCGUAGCGCCCAGCGUGCUCGCGCCGAAACCCGUCGCAUCGUCCUCGCGCAGUCAAGCUGCGAACCAGAGCCAACGGCGAAUGCGUGAUGACUCUUCCGGCGCGGAGGACGCGGACCAGGACUACGAGAUGAUCGACAUCAACAAGGGUGAAGACGGCGAAGACUUGAGCACGCCGCCUCCCGACCCACAACGCCCGGCCGGCCGCCUCAUAGGCCUCGCGAACCCCGCCGCGGAUCUACGCGCCAACCUCGCGCGCGGCGACGUCGUCACGAAAGCCGUCAUGGACACCUUCCACGCCGUCCUCACCAUCCUCCGCAAACCCUUCGCCACGCGCCGCACCGACGAGCUCAAGUCCUUACUCAAAGAGCUACGAGAGGCGUGUUUGACGGAGGACGAGAUCGAGGGGUGGAACGCGUUCGUGUUCAGUGUGAAGCAGGUGUGUCUGGAGGAGGAUGGGGGGCUGUGUAGGAGCUUUUGGGAGGGGAUAAGGAGUGAUGCGGAGGGGAGGGCGGAGACGCUGGGGAUGAUUACGAGGAGACAGGCGCUGCCUUACGGUGGGACGAGCGGGUAUAAUGCGAAGGAUGUUAAGAAGUUCUUCGAUGGGGACGAUUCGUGA